UAUGCAGAAGAGGGGGCGGUGCCUGCAUGUUGAUAAGCUGGGCCGGCUGCCGACGCGGCUGGGAGCCCCAAUAGGUCCCGCUGCGGUUCCGGCUAAAGUGGCAUCCCUCUCCCGCCACCCUUUGUCCCUGGGUCCCCACCUUCUGAGGAUCGCCCUUGAUCUUACCCUCAUCCACUUCCUACUCCCUGAACAGCUCCCCCCGUAUCUGAAUAUCUCCACUCCUGGAGCCCCCAGCGUUUCUCUCUUCCCGCCGCAAACCCCACGACCUCCAGCAGCCCGCCCCCGCGGGCCCGAUCUGCCAGGCGGCUCCCGCCGCAGCCACCUCAGCCUUCCCGCUCUCCCAGGGAUCACCUUAUUACAACCCCAGGUGUCCGCGCUGGGGUGUCCCUGCUUCUUCCUCCUGUCCCCUCAGAGCCCCCUCCCUCGCCCUGGCCAGCCGGCAUGCAGGUGUCUAUCGCGUGUACCGAACAGAACCUUCGCAGCCGAAGCAGUGAGGACCGUCUGUGUGGACCCCGGCCGGGCCCCGGGGGCGGUAAUGGAGGGCCAGUCGGCGGGGGGCAUGGGAAUCCUCCGGGGGGUGGCGGGUCCGGCCUUAAGGCCCGAGCCGCUCUGGUUCCCCGACCUCCAGCGCCCGCUGGGGCCCUGCGCGAAAGCACCGGCCGAAGCACUGGCAUGAAAUACAGGAAUCUAGGAAAGUCUGGUCUUCGAGUGUCCUGUCUUGGCCUGGGUGAGUCAGAACAGGAAUUAAGGGAAGGGGGCAUUCUUUCAUGGCCCACUUCACACAGUUCUCAUGUAUUUGGCUUCUCUCCUGCAGGUACCUGGGUCACAUUUGGUUCUCAGAUCUCAGAUGAGACAGCAGAAGAUGUGCUGACAAUUGCCUAUGAGCAUGGUAUAAAUCUGUUUGACACCGCUGAAGUGUAUGCAGCAGGAAAAGCUGAAAGAACCCUAGGUAACAUCCUCAAGCACAAAGGAUGGAGGAGAUCAAGCUAUGUCAUCACCACCAAGAUUUUUUGGGGAGGACAGGCAGAAACUGAACGAGGCUUAAGUCGCAAACACAUCAUUGAAGGCUUGCGAGGAUCCCUGGAACGCCUCCAGCUGGAAUAUGUGGAUAUCGUCUUCGCCAAUCGCUCAGACCCUAACAGUCCUAUGGAGGAGAUUGUGCGAGCUAUGACCUACGUCAUCAACCAAGGGCUGGCCCUAUAUUGGGGGACAUCCCGAUGGGGGGCUGCAGAAAUCAUGGAAGCCUACUCCAUGGCCAGACAGUUUAAUCUGAUUCCUCCGGUGUGUGAACAAGUGGAGCACCACCUAUUUCAGAGGGAGAAAGUGGAGAUGCAGCUGCCUGAGCUCUAUCACAAGAUUGGUGUUGGUUCAGUCACUUGGUCUCCUCUGGCCUGUGGUCUCAUUACUAGCAAAUAUGAUGGGCGACUCCCUGAUACCUGCAGGGCCAGCAUCAAGGGCUACCAGUGGCUCAAGGAUAAAGUACAGAGUGAGGAUGGCAAGAAACAACAAGCCAAAGCCAUGGACCUUCUGCCCAUUGCUCACCAGCUGGGCUGCACUGUGGCCCAGCUUGCUAUUGCCUGGUGUCUCCGCAGUGAGGGUGUCAGCUCGGUUUUGCUGGGGGUGUCCAGUGAAGAGCAGCUGAUGGAACACCUGGGCUCACUACAGGUGCUGAGCCAGCUUACACCGCAGAUGGUGAUGGAGAUAGACGGGCUCCUGGGGAACAAAUCACAUUCCAAGAAAUAGUCCCUGGGGAGUGCAGAGACUCAACCUGAUGCCGCUGCAACCGCCCAAGAAUCGCAUCUCCGCAGCCGCCCCUUUACUCCACCCCCGUAUCCCUCCACCCAGCGGCAAGAACCAGGGUAGCCCCGCCCACUACAAAUCUGGCUUGAGUAGCGAUGCGCAUGAACAAAGCCAUAUCCUUCCGCAGUGGGGCUUGAGAGAAAAAGUAAUCCGCCCACCCCGUGCUGCGUCCUUUUUAGGCCUUCUUCCUAAUCCUGGGCAUGAGCUAUGGGCGUACACUCUCUGCCGUUUGGUCUCGCUCCUUUCUCUCUUCUCCCUUGUGCCGGGGCUCAGGAAAAAACACGGCAGAUGCAAGAACAUGCAGAGUACCUCAAAAGUGACCCUUGAAAUGUCAUCAAGGGGUAAGGACCUAAUAAGUGAGUUAUAAUGUUACCUGGGACAUAGGAAAUGUGGUUUUACGAUAUUCCACACAAAGGCAGCCAGGCUGGUCCUGGCUGGAAGAAAAUGAAAAUCUCUGGGAAACCAGAACUCUACCUCCCAGCUCGGAGGUGCAAGACUUCAAUCUAGAACUACUGUAAUACCUUGUUCUUGCAGCGAGGGGCCAGAGUGGGGAAAACAGUGACAGCACCGGCAAAAGCAGAGGGAAAUUUGAUAGCAGAUGUACAGUGUGAUCUGGCCAAAAUUGCCCAGGUGGCUCUUGGAAAACAAAGUUGGGUGGUCCUCUUGCAUUAAUGAUAGUCUUUGGGCAGAGAGAUGGGGCUGACAAAGACCUGGGAACAAAGUUUUGAGCCUUGAGCUGGACUUCCUGUCUGCCAGUAGAGGACUGUAGUCUUCCUCCUGCAAUAACCCUAAAGCAAUAAUGAUGGCCUAUCUUCUGUAAGAUUUCCCAGGGAACUGUAAAUAAAAUUUCAGCUUGAUCGUCA
Molecule: messenger RNA, 2663 nt
Organism: Ictidomys tridecemlineatus (thirteen-lined ground squirrel)
Lineage: Eukaryota; Metazoa; Chordata; Mammalia; Rodentia; Sciuridae
Gene: Kcnab3
Product: potassium voltage-gated channel subfamily A regulatory beta subunit 3
Biological process (GO): potassium ion transport; regulation of potassium ion transmembrane transport
Cellular component (GO): voltage-gated potassium channel complex; membrane; cytoplasm
Molecular function (GO): voltage-gated potassium channel activity; transmembrane transporter binding; potassium channel regulator activity
Source: RefSeq, a predicted model, not a curated record